Saccharomyces paradoxus is the source of this 1572-nucleotide messenger RNA. It is a transcript of the gene RPN3, whose product is annotated as proteasome regulatory particle lid subunit RPN3. The record is from RefSeq and is a predicted model, not a curated record. Gene Ontology annotation, biological process: ubiquitin-dependent protein catabolic process; regulation of protein catabolic process. NCBI's taxonomy places the organism in Eukaryota, Fungi, Ascomycota, Saccharomycetes, Saccharomycetales, Saccharomycetaceae. The transcript has a single exon. Gene Ontology annotation, cellular component: proteasome complex; proteasome regulatory particle, lid subcomplex. Bases 1 to 1572 code for a protein of 523 amino acids. Gene Ontology annotation, molecular function: enzyme regulator activity.
AUGGCUAGUGCUGCAGUAAUGAUGGACGUGGAUUCUUCUGGGGUCAAUGAUUUGCACCAUUCUGAAAAGAAAUAUGCGGAGGAAGACCAAGUUCAAGAACUAUUGAAGGUUUUAAAUGAGAUCUCCAAGACCACCUUGACGUUGGACCCAAGAUACAUAUGGAGAAGUUUAAAGGACUUGAGCUCUUUAAGGAACCAAGAGCUUUUGAAUGCAGAGAUCUUAUCUUUCACAGUGAAUGUACUGUACCCUGAUUCUUCGUCAUUCAAGAAAAAUCUACUAAAGUUCAUCAAUUCUAACCAUAAAUCAUCUGUACCGGGGUCAGAUGAGCUUAGAAACUCUUAUCCAGCUUCAUUUUACUCCGUAAACACUGAAAAAAAGACCAUUGAAGUGACAGCUGAAAUCAACUGCUUCAUACAUCUAUUAGUGCAGUUGUUUUUAUGGGACAGUAAGAAAUUAGAAGAAUUGGUGGAAUUCAACAGGAAGGUUGUUAUCCCAAAUUUGUUGUGUUAUUACAAUUUGCGUUCCUUGAAUUUGAUAAACGCUAAAUUAUGGUUUUACAUCUAUUUGAGUCAUGAAACAUUAGCGCGCCGCUCGAAGGAAAUUGACAACGAUAAUCAAAAUAUAAUCUUAAGGUCCACCAUGAUGAAAUUUUUGAAAAUCGCUUCCCUGAAACAUGACAACGAGACCAAAGCCAUGCUGAUUAACCUGAUCUUAAGAGAUUUUUUGAAUAACGGUGAAGUCGAUAGCGCGUCUGAUUUCAUUUCUAAACUAGAAUAUCCUCACAUAGACGUUUCCAGCUCAUUGGAGGCAAGAUAUUUCUUCUAUUUAUCCAAAAUUAAUGCCAUUCAACUGGAUUAUUCCACUGCGAACGAGUAUAUUAUUGCGGCCAUAAGAAAAGCUCCACAUAACUCCAACAGUUUGGGGUUUUUACAACAGUCAAACAAACUACAUUGUUGUAUUCAAUUACUAAUGGGUGAUAUUCCAGAAUUAUCAUUUUUCCAUCAAUCAAAUAUGCAGAAAUCUCUCCUUCCUUAUUACCAUUUGACCAAAGCCGUUAAAUUAGGUGACUUGAAAAAAUUCACAUCUACAAUCACAAAGUAUAAACAAUUGCUAUUGAAAGAUGACACUUAUCAACUUUGUGUCAGAUUAAGAUCUAACGUUAUCAAGACAGGUAUCAGAAUCAUCUCCUUAACGUAUAAGAAAAUUUCAUUAAGGGACAUUUGUUUGAAACUGAAUUUGGAUUCGGAGCAAACCGUAGAAUACAUGGUUUCAAGGGCAAUUAGAGAUGGUGUUAUUGAAGCCAAGAUCAAUCACGAAGACGGCUUUAUCGAAACCACAGAAUUACUGAACAUCUAUGACAGUGAAGAUCCUCAGCAAGUAUUCGAUGAAAGAAUUAAAUUUGCCAACCAAUUACAUGAUGAAUACCUCGUUUCCAUGAGGUACCCUGAGGAUAAAAAGACUCAACAAAAUGAAAAGAGUGAAAGCGGUGAAAAUGAUGAUGAUAUGUUAGACGGUGAUUUAAUGGAUGAUAUGUCUGAUAUCUCGGAUCUCGACGAUUUGGGAUUCUUAUAA